This is a messenger RNA of Rhodotorula graminis WP1, 666 nucleotides long. Its product is annotated as polysaccharide lyase family 1 protein. The transcript is spliced from 8 exons. Lineage: Eukaryota; Fungi; Basidiomycota; Microbotryomycetes; Sporidiobolales; Sporidiobolaceae. Gene Ontology annotation, molecular function: pectate lyase activity. The annotation marks the transcript as partial. The record is from RefSeq and is a predicted model, not a curated record.
UACUCUCGUUCUGCAGGUGGCACGACUGGCGGCGCCGGUGGCUCGUCAACGACCGUCUCGGACCUCGCCUCCCUGCGCAACGCGGUCAAGGGCGACUCGGCCGCAAUCAUCUACAUCUCGGGCGUCAUCAAGGGCGACGGCGAGACGAUCAAGGUUGGCUCGAACAAGUCGAUUCUGUCGAAGAACGGCGGCGGCAAGGAUGGCCUGACCGGCGGCGGUUUCCUCGUCAAGGAGGCCAAGAACGUCAUCAUCCGCGGUCUCGCAAUGCCCAAGUCGCCUGCGCCGACCGACCUCGUCGGAAUUCAGGAGUCGACGAACGUUUGGGUCGACCACUGUACCUUUACCUCGUCGCUCGACGUCGACAAGGACUUCUACGACGGCCAGCUCGACAUCACGCACGCCGCCGACUUCGUCACCGUGUCGCACAACAUAUUCCAGCAGGCCUGGAAGACCUCCUUGGUCGGCCACUCGGACAACAACGGCGCCGAGAAUAAGGGUCACCUUCGCGUCACGUACCAUGGCAACCACUUCUUCGACGUCAACUCGCGUGUUCCGUCCCUGCGCUUCGGUACCGGCCACAUCUUCAACAACUACUACGAGAGCGUCCUUGGCUCGGGCAUCAACGCCCGCAAGAGUGCCCAGGUGCUCGUCGAGUCGAACUACUUC